AUGACCCAACCGCAACGCAACCAAACCCAGGUGCCAUCCGCGCCGCCCCUGCACAUGUAUGUCUAUUUCCAUAAGGAUCUCGAAUCUUUCGAGUAUGCUCACAUUGAAUGGGUGCUCCUGAAAGCCAACGACGAUUGUACUAUCAUCAUCCCUGGCAUGCACAAGAAUAUCAAGGAAUGGGCGGAGAGACUUACCACACGAGGACUCGACUCGGAAGCCCUGGUUGAGCGUAUGGACGACACACAUUUCACGAAAGAGGACAAGAAGCACUUCAAAACCGACUGGACAGCUCAACCAUGCAAGAAGUACUAG
Molecule: messenger RNA, 312 nt
Organism: Exophiala xenobiotica
Lineage: Eukaryota; Fungi; Ascomycota; Eurotiomycetes; Chaetothyriales; Herpotrichiellaceae
Exons: 2
Coding region: 1-312 (103 amino acids)
Source: RefSeq, a predicted model, not a curated record